AUGGAGAGAAUUGAAGUAGGAAUGCAUGUGGACAUCAAAAGGUCCGAUGGGAGAGUCCAUUCUUCUGUUGUAACGGAAUUAAAGCCGGAAAAACGUGUUGUCAUGGUAGAAUGGUUUGAAAAUGGUGAAACCAAAGGAAAGGAAAUUGAUAUUAACACUCUUUUACUAAUCAACCCAACUUUAAGAAAGAAAGAACCUAAAAUAGACUACAAAGCCCCUGCUUCUCACGUUCAAUCUUUCAUGGAGGAUGAGAAUGAUGAAAAUGAGACAUUAGACGAUAUAAAAAUUCCUCCCCGAAGAAACAUGCCUGUUCGUCCAGAGCCUACCAGACUUCCUCCGAGACGAUCACAUGUAUUUACAAGCUCUGGGUCUGCAUCAGAUGUAAGCAAUGAACCUGCUCCUACUCAAAUUAUGCCAAGCCAGUCGAAGAGUAGGCUUCAGCCACCAAGACCAGGUAUUUCCCGCAUGCAAUUCACUAGUGGACCUUCUAGUACUGUGUCUACUCCAGUAGAAUUGAAUCGUACUUUGUUAGCACAAUCAGCCGAACAUAUAGAGGCUGACACCACUAUAGUUGAUAAUGAUCAUAAAGCAAAAGGCUCGACCCUACAAAAUGUGGAGAAACUGCAGAAAGAUAGAGAAGAGCGAAGGGCUCAGCAGGACCGUGCUCGGAAACAAAAAGAGAUGGAGAAAGCUGUUGAUCCUGUUAUAGCUAACAAUCCAUUUUACAGUAUGAUUAGAGAGUUCCGAGCGAAUAUCGAUUAUCGUCCUUUGAAAAUGACAGACGCUGUAGUCGACUCACGAAUUUCUGUUUGUGUCAGGAAACGUCCUCUCAAUAAGAAAGAGACAACUAAAAAAGAAAUUGAGGUGAUAACAAUCCCUAACAGAGACCAUCUGAUUGUUCAUCAGCCUCAAGUCAAAGUUGAUUUAACUAAGUUCUUGGAGAACCAGAAGUUCAGAUUCGAUUAUGCUUUCGACGAAAAUACUCCUAAUGAAAUGGUUUAUAGAUUCACUGCGCAACCUUUGGUCAAAACAAUUUUUGAAAAGGGUUUUGCAACUUGUUUCGCCUAUGGUCAAACUGGGUCUGGAAAAACCCAUACUAUGGGUGGUGAUUUCCAAGGAAAAAACCAAAACUGCUCGGGAGGUAUCUAUGCGCUGACUGCGACGGAUGUUUUUAAAACCCGAAAUAGAGAGUUUAGAAACAAGAAGCUCCAAGUGUUUUGCUGUUAUUUUGAAAUCUACGGUGGAAAAGUGUUCGAUUUAUUGAAUGACAAAGCUCUUUUGAGAGUACUGGAAGAUGGAAAGAAAGAAGUUAAUGUGGUCGGGUUGAAAGAAGAAGAGGUGGACAAUGAGGAAGAUGUGCUGGAUUUGAUUCGCCGUGGAACUGAGUUAAGAACUGCAGGAGCCACUUCUGCCAACUCAAACUCGAGUCGUUCUCAUGCAGUUUUCCAGAUUAUAUUGAAACAGUAUGUUCAGUCAUCAACUUGCAUGAUUGCUAUGAUAAGUCCGGGUAUGUCUUCCUGUGAGCACACUCUGAACACACUUCGUUAUGCUGACAGAGUGAAAGAGUUAGGUUGUGACGAAGGAAGCGGGUCCACUCCAAUGGACGAUGAAGAGUUUAUGCUACCUAAGGAGGAGGAUGAUGAUGAAGAAGAAGACUUAACUUUGAUUUGCAAAAGAAGCGGAUUGCAAGGUAGUGAUCUCGAAAAGAUGAAAUUGCAAAGCAAAAUUGAAGACUCUGAAUCGCAAACUUUGGAGAGUCAUGCCGACCUGCAACAUACUUUGGAAGGUAUAGUUUCGAAAUCAAGAACUCUGAUGGCUUCAUCCAGAAAGAGUGAUUAUUGCUUCGAAGAUUAUUGUAAGAAUGCCCUCAUGCUGAAGAAAGAGAUUAUAAAAUCGGUUGAGAAGUUCGGAGAUGAUUUGGAAAAGUCAAUGAAGUUACUACAAAAAGAAGCCGAACUGAAUUCCAAACCUCAAACGAAUGGUAAAAGGAAAUAG
Molecule: messenger RNA, 1995 nt
Organism: Auanema sp. JU1783
Lineage: Eukaryota; Metazoa; Nematoda; Chromadorea; Rhabditida; Rhabditidae
Source: the annotation of a GenBank genome assembly